Molecule: messenger RNA, 3040 nt
Organism: Colletotrichum destructivum
Lineage: Eukaryota; Fungi; Ascomycota; Sordariomycetes; Glomerellales; Glomerellaceae
Product: Putative Zinc finger C2H2-type
Exons: 5
Coding region: 1161-2537 (458 amino acids)
Biological process (GO): regulation of transcription by RNA polymerase II
Cellular component (GO): transcription regulator complex; chromatin; PcG protein complex
Molecular function (GO): RNA polymerase II cis-regulatory region sequence-specific DNA binding; DNA-binding transcription factor activity, RNA polymerase II-specific
Source: RefSeq, a predicted model, not a curated record
CAUUAACCAGGUCCCUGUCCUGAUCGAUCCGUUACGACAAUAGGUACGGAUACAUCCUACCACGACACUCUGCCCCCCUUCUCCAGGCGCCCCCCUUCCUUCCAUUCUUUCUUCCUUUCUUCCAUCCCCCCGGUCUCACUAAAAGGAUCGUCUCCGUGGUUGACAUUUUUACAAUACCUGCCGAACCCCGUCCGCCUGUCCCUGCGCUCCGCCUGCUGCGUCACAGCUUCUUUCCCUUCUUCCCCCCUUCGUCCCCUUGCUCUUUCCCACAACGAAACACAAUUCGAGAGCCAAGGACCCCGACCUUACACCUCCCACCAGAUCAGGUCGAGACUUCUUCCAUACAUAUUCAAACGCUCCCUCCGCUGCAACAACAAAAACGCAAGCCACCCGUGCUUUCUUUUCCCUUCCCACCCUUUUCCUUGCAACUGUCAACGGCGACGCAAUUGCAACUUCUCCGAUUCUGAGUGGGAGAACAAAUACCCAUCAUCAAGAAAGACAGACACCUACUCCAGUCCGAUUGGGCAUCCUUUCCCUCUUCAUCUCCCUCAAGUCGCUCCGACAGCACCAUCUUUUGACCUUCAUCACCCACACUCUCCUUUUCCGUCAACGGUUUCGGUUCGAUCACGCAUAUCCGAUCCAUACUCAUCAUCCUUGGACAGGACAGAACGAGUACUUGGCACCCAUCUGGAUCCCACGACACUCCUCGACGCAUCCUUGGUGGGCUGUGCCGCCUUCGACAAAGAACCUAUCGAGUUGUUUUUCUUGCGCCACGUCAGAUCCUAGAGUCGUGACGACACCGGGAGCUCUCUAUAUAUAUCGAGCGCCAUCAAUCUAGCCCUUCGGGCACGAUUUCAAAAAAAAAAAAAAACUCACCUCCCAAUUAUCCGUACCAAACACGUCCACGACCCCAUCGGCGUCAUUGCCACGGCUUAGGUCGAGCUCCAUCUUGACGGUCAUUUCGACGGCGAGUACGAGCAACAUACUGGUCUGUGAUCGGUCGCUCCCGGAUUUCAUUUCGACAUCCGCACCAGGUUUGCGCAGUCCUUAUAAACUCAAAGUCGCCUUCGUCUGACGCGGAAUAUCGUCUGAAGGAAUUUAACAAGCUGGCUAUCCACGCAGGGAUUCCGAACAUUGCUAGCGAUUUUCUUCGCCGUAAUAUGAGGUCGCCAGCUCCGGGCGAGGUAAUGGACAUUGGCAACUUGAUGAAUCAAAGAGGUGCCGCUAUGCAACAACACGCUUCCAUCCACACCGGAUCGACUCCCGAACGCCAGAUGCAUCAACUCCCUCAACUCACUGCGAGAAACAUGCCCGAACCGCCAAUGGAUCGCGCAGGCUCUCCUCACGGCUCCGAGCACUCCCAAUUCUCUCGUCACACCAUGGACGGCGUCCCGCGUUCCUACCCUUCCCCCAGCGCCAUGGUCGGCGCUCCGAUGCAGAUGCAGGUGCCUGUCUCCCACAUGGGACCCGGCCCUGUGAUCCUGCCCGGUAUCCCCCAGCACGACAUGUCCCAAGGCAUGCCUCAGUACAAGGCCCCCGAGCAGCAGGUAUCUCAGCAGCCCACGAAGGCCUACCCGUGCAGCACUUGCGGCAAGGGCUUUGCUCGUCGCAGUGACCUGGCCCGUCAUGAACGUAUCCAUAGCGGCAUCCGCCCGCACGUCUGCGACUUCCCAAACUGUGGAAAGCAAUUCAUCCAGCGAUCCGCCCUCACCGUUCACCAGCGAGUUCACACAGGAGAGAAACCGCACAUGUGCGAACGCUGCGGCAAGCCUUUCAGUGACAGUAGUUCUCUGGCGCGCCACCGCCGAAUUCACUCCGGCAAGCGUCCCUACAAGUGCCCCUACGCCGACUGCCAGAAGACCUUCACCCGUCGCACUACCUUGACGAGACAUCAAAACCACCACACCGGCACUGUUGAGGAGGCUGCUGCCGCGACCGCUGCCGCCCUCGCCGCUCGCGGUGCCACCAUGAAGCCAAACGCGACGCGUUCCGACGGCGAUGCCAUGUCGAACCGUGGCUCCCCGCUGACGACGCCUUCUCCUGGUCAGAGAACCCUCUCCAUGUCUCCCAGUGCAGACAGCAUGCACCGCGCCAACUCGGAGUUCCAAUACAUGGGCAACAGCUCGCUUCCCGUUCACCUUCAGCGAGACAUGCACGUUGGCAGCCCUGCGUCGACAUCCUCGGGCGGUUAUAAUACCGGCAUGAGGCCCACCUCGCACCCUACCAGCUACGGACCGCCCCCGACGCUGGAGCCGAGUGUCGAGCAACAUUCUGGCCCUGGGAGCGCUGGCGGCAGUCCCCACAUGAGCAACGUCGGCUGGCAGUCUCCUUCGCAUGUCGCCUCUCCUUCCCAUAGCAGCAACGGUGGCGGCUACACCUACCCUGACCCCGACGGGUACCCCGCUGCUCCCUCACUGGGUGGCCAAAUGUUUUACGGCAACCCUGGACAGGUUCGUCGUCCCCAGAGCACUGAGCCCCCUGCUGGCGCUUAUGACAUUAAGGGUCGUCAGAGCGAGCUGUGGGCAGGAGCCCACUAGGAUGAGCAACUGCACCAACAGUGCUGAAAGCACCCCCCUCUGUACACCAACAUCGGGCCUCCAAGGCAGCUUACGACUCGGCACUUUUCCUUGGCGUGUUCAAAUACUCUCUUCUUUUUCUCUGAUACGAAAAGUUCUCGCAUGGCAAGGUUGGGGGACGGUAAAUACAUACACCUUUAAUACUGCGGGCUGCACUAGGACAGGGUCAGGAAGAUACCAAAAGGGGUAGGGCAGCCAUCUGGUUCGGUUUUACACACAAACGCUUUUUCCUUUGUUUUCAUAGACCGGCGGGAAGCACACUUCAUGAUGACUGGGUCUCCAUGGGCAUUGGCUGGAGGCAAAAAGGUUGGGAGGAGUUUCCAGACAGGAAACGAACGCUCUCGAGCAGCACGCCGAUGGUUUGGCGGAGACUCACUCGAGGAAGGAAUCUGGUUUCUUUUUUUUUUUACGGUUCUUGUAUGCAACCCUGUAAGGCACUAGACAAUGAAUGCUCGUAGCUCCUA